CUCAAUCCCUUGGAUAUUUGUUGUUUUUUGCUUUCUUAAGCGCUUUCCCAUUCACAGUCACUAUUUUUCCUUCUUCUCUUUCCUCAUUUUCUUCUCUGAGAGAGCUCUCAGGUGCUUGUUUAGACCAAAUUCUUGCUUUGGGGUUGCUUAUCCGUACGUUGACGAGCUCCAGAUUUGAAUCAGUCUUAAAAUUUCUACUGGGUCGGAGAAAUCAAGGACCCCCACCUUCCCAUUUCAUCACUACCUUUGAAUUAUCUCAUCUUUUACUCCAAACGCUCUUUCCUAGCUCAUCUUUCUUCGUGUUUCAUUACACUUCUAACUACUUUAUAAUGCAGAAUAGUGUUUGGUUUUACUGGGUUUUGGACCCGAUCGGAAAAUCGCCGGCGAUUUGAUGGGAUUGAUUCUGUUAGUGUUUCAGUCUUCUUCGACUCUUAAUGGAGGAGACGAUUCGGUGUAGUCUAUGUACUGCUCGUAAAUUUGAUGCUAAGAUCCGUUUCACCGUUGUUGUAUUUGAGAUUUUGCUUCUUCUGGCUUUGGAUGUUGCAUAUGCAAAAUCUGAAGGUCGCCAGUUAGAAAGGGGAGCUGAAAGCAUUGUUUCACAUUCCUGCAUCCAUGAUCAGAUACUAGAGCAAAAAAGGCGACCUGGGCUCAAGGUAUACUCUGUUACACCCCAAGUUUACCACGUCUCUGGUAAUGCAAAACCCCUUCAUAGAAAGGGCAGAGCAUUGCUUGGAGUUUCAGAAUUAUCGGAUCAGCAAAAGAGUGCAAAACAACCUAUCAGAAUAUAUCUGAAUUAUGAUGCCGUUGGUCAUUCUCCUGAUAGAGAUUGCCAAAAAGUUGGCGACAUUGUGAAGCUUGGAGAACCUCCUGUCACUAGUUCUUUUUUGGGCUCUCCUUCUUGCAAUCCUCAUAAUAACCCUCCAAUUUCGGGUGACUGCUGGUAUAAUUGCACUUUUGAUGAUAUAUCUGGGGAGGACAAAAGGCAUCGACUGCACAAGGCUUUAGGUCAGACAGCAGAUUGGUUUAGAAGGGCAUUAGCCGUUGAACCCGUGAAAGGGAACUUGCGUCUAAGUGGAUAUUCUGCUUGUGGACAGGAUGGAGGUGUGCAACUGCCACGUGAAUAUGUUGAAGAGGGUAUUCCCAAUGCAGAUUUGGUUCUUUUAGUGACCACAAGGCCUACCACUGGGAACACACUUGCCUGGGCUGUUGCAUGUGAACGCGAUCAAUGGGGCCGUGCAAUUGCAGGACAUGUGAAUGUUGCACCUCGGCAUUUGACUGCUGAAGCAGAAACCUUACUAUCAGCUACUCUUAUACAUGAGGUUAUGCACGUUCUUGGUUUUGAUCCACAUGCCUUUGCCCAUUUUAGAGAUGAGAGGAAAAGAAGGCGUAGUCAGGUAACAGAACAGGUCUUGGAUGAAAGACUUGGGCGCACAGUGACUCGUGUGGUGCUACCACGAGUUGUUAUGCAUUCAAGAUAUCAUUAUGGGGCAUUUUCAGAGAAUUUCACAGGUUUAGAGCUUGAAGAUGGAGGAGGACGUGGCACUUCAGGAUCUCACUGGGAGAAAAGGCUUCUGAUGAAUGAAAUUAUGACUGGUUCAGUGGAUACAAGAUCUGUAGUUUCGAAAAUGACGCUGGCUUUAUUGGAAGAUAGUGGAUGGUACCAGGCCAACUAUAGCAUGGCAGAUCGUCUUGAUUGGGGACGCAACCAGGGAAAUGAUUUUGUCACUUCCCCCUGCAAUCUAUGGAAGGGGGCAUACCAUUGCAACACAACACAGUUGUCAGGAUGUACAUAUAAUAGGGAAGCAGAGGGUUACUGUCCAAUUGUUAGCUAUAGCGGGGAUCUUCCUCAGUGGGCUCGAUAUUUUCCCCAACCUAACAAGGGGGGACAAUCAUCAUUGGCCGAUUAUUGUACUUACUUUGUGGCUUACUCGGAUGGGUCGUGCACUGACACCAACAGUGCACGUGCACCUGACAGAAUGUUGGGUGAAGUACGAGGAAGUAACUCAAGGUGCAUGGCCUCAUCACUUGUGAGGACUGGGUUUGUAAGAGGUUCCAUGACCCAAGGAAAUGGUUGUUAUCAGCAUCGGUGCAUUAACAAUUCAUUGGAGGUGGCUGUUGAUGGUAUGUGGAAAGUAUGCCCUGAAGCUGGUGGACCAGUUCAGUUCCCUGGCUUCAAUGGUGAAUUAGUCUGCCCUGCAUAUCAUGAACUUUGUAGCAAAGACUCGGUUUCAGUGCCUGGAAAGUGCCCCAAUACUUGCAAUUUCAAUGGAGAUUGUGUAGGUGGGAAGUGUUUUUGCUUUCUAGGCUAUCAUGGACAUGAUUGUAGCGAACGAUCUUGUCCCAAUAACUGUAGUGGACAUGGAAGGUGUCUUUCUAAUGGACUUUGUGAAUGUGGAAACGGUUACACUGGUAUCGACUGCUCCACGGCUAUUUGUGAUGAGCAAUGUAGCCUCCAUGGUGGUGUAUGUGAUAAUGGCAUUUGCGAGUUCCGUUGUUCGGAUUAUGCUGGCUAUUCAUGUCAGAACAGCUCCAGGCUUCUAUCAAGUCUCUCUGUUUGCAGAAAUGUAUUGCAAAGGGAUAUGACUGGCCAACACUGUGCACCCAGUGAACCGAGUAUACUACAGCAGCUUGAGGAAGUUGUCGUCAUGCCAAAUUACCACCGUUUGUUUCCCGGUGGUGCACGGAAGCUUUUUAACAUCUUUGGUGGUAGCUACUGCGAUGCAGCUGCCAAGCAGUUGGCUUGCUGGAUUUCCAUACAAAAGUGUGAUCAAGAUGGUGACAACAGACUCCGAGUAUGCCAUUCCGCUUGUCAGUCGUACAAUCUAGCUUGUGGGGCAUCGCUCGACUGCUCUGAUCAGACCCUUUUCAGCAGCGAAGAGGAAGGUGAAGGGCAAUGCACUGGGUCCGGUGAGAUCAAAUUGUCGUGGUUUAAUCGAUUGCGGAGUAACUUAUUCGUAAGUAACAGCACCUCGAAAGGAGGAACGUCUGUAAAAUAGUUUCAUUGUAGUAGGGUCUUUUUCCGUUUCCUUCUUUUGAUUUUGUUAUUAUCGCGAUCGGGUUUGUAAUCUUACCAGGGGUCUUAACUUAGGGUAGAGUUGGCUAUGCAAAAAGCCUUAGAUUUAGGUUUUGAGUUUGCUCAACCCAAAAUGAUUUAAGGAAAAAAUUGGGUUGAGAGGUUGCCAAGUUUUAGGCUUUCAAAAAUGAAAGCUAUUUGUAGAGAGAAUUUGUAAGUGUAUGGAAAAAAAAGAAAAAAAGAAAAAGAAAAGAAAAAGUGAAGGUGGGAAAGCUUUGUUGAUGUAUAACAUAAUCUGGCCGAAGGCCCUUGAAGAAAAUUAGAAAGUAAAAAUGAAAAAGAAAAAAAAAGGUUUCUUUUUCCUUA
Benincasa hispida (wax gourd) is the source of this 3379-nucleotide messenger RNA. Its product is annotated as metalloendopeptidase / zinc ion binding protein. Gene Ontology annotation, biological process: proteolysis; cell adhesion. Lineage: Eukaryota; Viridiplantae; Streptophyta; Magnoliopsida; Cucurbitales; Cucurbitaceae. Gene Ontology annotation, cellular component: membrane; cytoplasm. Gene Ontology annotation, molecular function: metalloendopeptidase activity. The record is from RefSeq and is a predicted model, not a curated record.